UGAUCUUCACAGAGUGUCACGCGCGCUUUCUCGCAUAAACGCCGCUAGUUCUGCAUGUAUUAUGGAGCGCAUGGCCCGCGGAGGUGUCGUUCUGCUGUUCUUGUGUGUUUGUGGUUGCGUUCCGACGGUUUUCUCUCAGUUGCACGCCGGAUCGAGAGCGGCGGCUCGCGCGCAACAGGCAGGUGCGCUGCGCGCGCGGACGCGAUGGACGAAUAAUGGGCGCGUGUAUAAUCUGCUGAGUCGCGGAUCUGAGUACGUGCCGCCGGUGAACCGAGGAGCACCUGCACCGGAUGCCGUGAUCAGAGACGGUCGGAACGCGAGCUCGGGUGAUGAGAGGAUGGUGUCCGACGACCCGUACGAUCCCUACAAAUCCGUCAGGAACAGUCCCCACAAUCCAUACUACAACUACUACGACUCGUACUACAGACCGAGACAAAGAAGCACGCAGAGGAAUAACGGCCAUGGAACCAGAUACUUCCAGAAUGGUCUGCCGGAUCUGGUGGUGGAUCCCUACAUGAUCCAGGUGUCCACAUACGUCCAGAGAGUUCCGAUGUACAACCUCAGAUGUGCUGCGGAGGAGAACUGCCUGGCGAGUUCGGCCGCAAACGCGCGAGACUACGACACCAGGGUUCUGCUGAGGUUCCCGCAGCGCGUGAAGAACCAGGGAACCGCAGACUUCCUGCCCAGCAGACCGCGAUACGCCUGGGAAUGGCACACCUGUCACAAUCACUAUCACAGCAUGAAUGAGUUCAGCCAUUACGACCUGCUGGACUCCAGCACACAGCAGAGAGUAGCGGAGGGUCAUAAAGCCAGUUUCUGUCUGGAGGACACGUCCUGCGACCCGGGAUACUACCGCCGCUACGCCUGCACGUCCCACACGCAGGGUUUGAGUCCUGGAUGUUACGACACCUACAGCGCAGACAUCGACUGUCAGUGGAUCGAUAUUACAGACGUUCAGCCUGGACGAUACGUCCUCAAGGUUACAGUAAACCCAGGCUUCCAGGUGUCAGAGUCAGACUUCAGCAAUAACAACGUUCGCUGUGACGUUCACUACACCGGCAACUACGCUCAUGUGUCCGGCUGCACCAUGACCCCACACUGAGGCAGGAUUCUCUCAAAGGUCCAGCAAACAUCAACAUCACCUGCUGUUUAUCACCGAUCAUCUGUGCAAAAUAAAGCCAAUAUCUGUAUAUCUGUGAAAAUUAUACUGCAGUAUUAUGAUCUGAACUUUCAACUGAUGCAUCUAAUACCAGCUAACAAAAAUGAGUUUUAAGAACGUUUUUCUAACGCUCUCAUUAAGUUAUGUUAUUUCUGAAUGUUCCCUGAAUGUUCAAAACGUCCAGUUAUGUGAAUGAUAAAGGAGCAUUCCAUUCUUCAAACAUUGUGGGAAUGUUACUUUUGAAUGUUCUCUGAACGUUCUGAAACAAGUAGUAACAUUUAAAAAACAUUAAACGAACAUCUGACUAAAAUGUUUCAGAA
Messenger RNA from Ctenopharyngodon idella (grass carp), 1479 nucleotides. Its product is annotated as protein-lysine 6-oxidase. Bases 62 to 1102 code for a protein of 346 amino acids. The transcript has 7 exons. Gene Ontology annotation, biological process: peptidyl-lysine oxidation. NCBI's taxonomy places the organism in Eukaryota, Metazoa, Chordata, Actinopteri, Cypriniformes, Xenocyprididae. The record is from RefSeq and is a predicted model, not a curated record. Gene Ontology annotation, molecular function: copper ion binding; protein-lysine 6-oxidase activity.